AUGGGUGUCCAUGGACUGUGGCGCCUCCUCGACACCUUCGGUGAGGUUACGCAACCCGCCGAUUGGAAAGGCAAACGCGUUGCCAUCGACGCAAGCAUAUGGAUAGCGCAGUUUCGAUCAAGCUGUGAACCUGGUGAAAGUGUGGAGGAGCGAAUCCUGGAAGGUUUCUUCAUGCGCAUUCUCAAAUUACUGUUCUACGGAAUCGAACCGAUUUUUGUUUUUGACGGGCCUUCCACCAUGUCAAAGCGGGCGGAGCAACGGCGUAGGGCUCAGCAUCGUGAAGCUCUGGAGCAGGCGAUGGUGACACGCCACGCCCGGCGACUCAUUGCUGCUCAGAUGAGUGCUGGUUUACUCGAUGUUCAUUCGCUUCCUCGAAAGUAUCGAUCUCCCGGAAGUGGUAAGAAACUGCAGAAACCUUUGCGCCAGUCUUUGCCACCAACCGAUUUGUUGCACGACGUCGAUGAGGACGUGGGGGAAAGCUGUGUGGAAACAGGAACCAUUUUGCUGCAACCUAAAGGGCGAAAAAAACGAACUCGGGAGGUUUGCUUGGCUCCAGAGGUCGUCUCACGGUCGUUGACACACUCUUUCUUGAGUGAGGCCGAAAUAUUCUUGGAGCAAAGAAAGACUUUUGAAAAAUUCCACGAGAAUAACAGGCUUGCGUACACCAGCACUUCGAUAUUUAUGGGACCUCGCCGGGUGGCUGAAGAGGUUUCCAGAGCACUAGGGGGUGCUACUAGGGGGGAAGCUGAAUCAAUUCAGGGUUCUUCAGCAGGUAAUAGUUCGUCGUCUUCGGUGUUGGUUGAAGGCGUGGGAAGUGCCGCCAUUGUGGUGGAAGAGGAGUGUGGUGACAGUGUUUGCGAAAUUUUGAGCAGCAGUAGUUGCUCGGUUAUCGUUGUUGAUAAUGCCAUUAAAACUGACCCUCAUGCUGUCGAUGCUUUCCAUCAUAAUGUGUCUUUUGGAAAAGAGGAGGAGUCCACCUCCGAUGAAGUUGAAGUGUUGAGUAGCGGAGACUAUUGGUCGUGUGCGGACAAUGACUGCGAUGAUUUAUUAAGUCUUGCAGCGUCUGACAGAACGCCAGACACACAAUGUAAUGAUUCAACACAUCUGUGGUAUCCGGGGACGCAGUUACUUGGAGGCCUCGGAUCUGCCGAUGAUGGCGGAAUUGUUGACGAGUCUCGGGACAACUGUACAGAAACAUCGUGUGGUUUGAGCGAAUUCAACCCCUUUGGUGGUGUUGUCGUUCCAUCCGGGAACUUAAGGAAAGAUGAAAAGGAAGUACUGCUCAAUACUUCUGUCAUCACCUCUUCGGAGACACUGGAGACCACGGGGAUACCCUUGAAAGUUCCGUCCGUCUCUCGGGAGCAUGUAAGAGAGAAACAGGUUGUUCCCUUUGAAUUGCUAGGGAUCGUUGAGUUGCUCGACUGCUGUGGGAUACCGUAUGUCUUGAGUCCUAAUGAAGCGGAUGCGCAGUGCGCCUUUUUAAAUGAGCAACGUGUUGUGGAUGCUGUUUUCACUGAAGACAGUGACGUCAUUGUACAUGGCGCACCGGUGGUCCUCCGUGGGUUCUUCUCCAAAGGGCGGCAUGUGGUCGCGUACCGCCAGAGCGACUUGUUGGCGUGUGGGGUAGACAAGGUUGUUCUUGUUGCGCUUGCCCUUUUGCUUGGAUGCGAUUAUGCAGAGGGUGUUAACGGGCUUUCACUUUUGGAGAGCUUGCACGUCAUCGCAGCUACUUGGCGUCAAACCACAAACUCUGUGGAGGGCGGAGCCGAGCAGGUCCGAGAUAUGUUGAGCAGCUGGUGUUCCGCUGUGAGGCGCCGACGUAUCCCUUGGGGAGAGGACGUGCCAUUAACGCGGUUCUACCGGAACUACGUGAAGUGGAGUACAUUGCAAUUAGCUGAUUCCUUUCCGGAAAGCCACGUGGUGGACGCCUAUUUCAAUCCUACGGUGAACACCGAUACGCGGCCUUUUGUCUGUGCAGCACCUGACUGGACGAAACUCCGUUUGUUCGCAUCGAUGCAUGGGAUUCUCAACAAAAAAUACUGCGGGGAGCGGCUAGAGAAUGCGCAACGGGAGUGCCAGCGCCGUCAACCACCAAGUGGAGACCCCGCUGAUUCUGCUCAACGACGACUUACAGAUUUCUUCAGCCCACUGCCAAAUCGUGAGCGGGUAAUUUUCAGAAAACAGCCCCCAAAGUUCUCGGAAGCCCUCUCCUAUUUGCGUGCAGCCAGGGGUGAUCCGUGA
Trypanosoma brucei brucei TREU927 is the source of this 2241-nucleotide messenger RNA. RefSeq names its product DNA repair protein RAD2, putative. Gene Ontology annotation, molecular function: single-stranded DNA binding; 5'-flap endonuclease activity. Gene Ontology annotation, biological process: nucleotide-excision repair. Gene Ontology annotation, cellular component: nucleus. The record is from RefSeq and is a predicted model, not a curated record. The coding region runs from base 1 to 2241 and encodes 746 amino acids. The transcript has a single exon. NCBI's taxonomy places the organism in Eukaryota, Euglenozoa, Kinetoplastea, Trypanosomatida, Trypanosomatidae.